AAGACCUAUGUCAUAUGAUUGGGAAGUCAUGCGGCGCUGUCUUCAGGAAGUAGGCUGCGCGGUGUGGAUUUCGAUCUAGUCUGUUUUUGUUCCCAAACAAAGUGCGAGUCAUCGCCCGGUGAGUCCAUAGGAGGAGGUGGAGGAGCACCUAGCUUAGGUCUAUGGGAAUUAUUCUUUAGAAGUCAUAAGACCUAUUCUAAAUUGACACAAAAUGGGACCAGGUUAGAAUUUUCUAGAAAAUCCGUAUAGCGAAGAUUAUAUGGUUUCCGCGCAGGACAUUCAGCGGCCCGUUGCCGUAUCAAGAAGCCUCGGGCUGAAUUGAUUCGGACUCGCUGGCCAUUGUUGGCAAACGAGUAACGAAGAAAACGGACACCUAACAGCUAACGAAAUCUCCUCCUGAUUCUGUUCUGGGAGUGUUCUGACCCAAAACGUCGCCAAGAUAGCUGGACCGAGUAGGAAGCGACACAGCUCAGAACCAGACCCCAGCGGCAGCGGCGGGAGUGAGGCGGGCGACGGACGGCCAGUCAGCGGAAAGUGGCUGAAAAUGGCCAGCAGCAACAACAGCACUAGCACGGGAGAGACGGGUCGCAGGAGGGUCCAGCGCGGUUCCGACGACGCUGGCAGCACCAGCAAAAAGAAGCAGAAGGACCGGGCCAACCAGGAGAGCAGGGAGGCCAAGCGCGCUGCAGCUGGCUCCAUCAAUACAGAAGCCAAGAAAGAUGUGUUCAUGGACUGGAAGCAGAACGCAGAUGAGGUGAUCGUGAGGUUGCGCUGCGGGGGUGGGGUUCUGAAGACGGAGGAUGUCAACACUGCGUUCUCGGACACCGCCUGCAGGGUCUGCUUCCCAGAUGGCUCGGAGUGGAGCUGUCACCUGCACUCUGAGAUUGAGGGCUCGUGCAGUAAGGUGCUCUUCAAGGAGAAGGGCAGCAUCCUUCAGCUGGUCAUGAGCAAGAAGAUUCCUUUUAACACAUGGCCCACUCUUAUGCGUAAUAACAUGGAGAAUGAACCAGUGAACAUCAAAAUGGAGAACGGCAAAGAGCAAGUGAUCAACACUACAGAGGCACCCAAGCCUGCCGCCCAGCCAGCCACACCACCGGGGGGCGCCGAGCAGAAGCGCGGGAAGCCCGACCGUGGCCUCAAACGUGGGAUGAAGAACAAAGCGGCGUCAGAGAGGCCGGAAGGUGGUGGGCCGAAGCCCACCGAUGGCGUCAAGCUGGGGCAACCAAAGGCCGACGCCACCCCAGAGCCCAGUGCCAAACGGACCGUACGCACAAACAAGUCCUCCAAGACCCCUUCCACCUCCACCUCCACCUCCACCACCACGUCCACAGCAGGGGCUGCCUCAGUGAAAGACCCCCAGCCUAAACCUGCUGUCAGUGGGAAGCUGUGUAACCCCGCUCCCCUUGCUGACACCCCCGUCACAGCCACCACCACCACCACCACCACCACCAGUACCACCACCACAACCAGUACCAGGGACAACAGGGUAGCCACACCAGUCAGAGACCGCGAGCGGACACCUGUACCAGCAGCAGGGACGGCCAGCAAGAGGCCGGAAUCCAAACUUCAGGUUGAGCGGGAAGAGCAGAAGCCAGAACAGCUGGCUGUUUCAGGAGCCGGGUUAGACUCGCACCCCUCCCCAGCUCCUGCACGGACACCCAGCCCAGGCAGCAGCCACGGGCCUGAGGUGACCACCAACGGCCUGGACAGCCACGCAGGCCAGGGGGACAAGAACGCCAGCCCUGUCCCAGAGAAAGAGACUGAUGAGCGUGUUGACGCCUCUAAGACCACGCAAUCCCAGCCUCUGGGGUCGAGUAGCCCCACACCAGCCGUGGUCCUGAAGGACGAUGACGACGGCGACUCCACGGGCAAAGCUGGAGUGGACGAGGAGAAGAGGGACAAGUCAAAGGAGGAGCCUCCGGAGAAGAGCCAGGAGGAGGAGGAGGAGGAGGAGGAGGAGGAGAAAGGUGAGCAGCCUGGGUCACAUCAAGCACAGAAGAGGAAGGCGGACAAAGCCCCUGAACCCAUGGUGAACCUGAAGUUUGUGAAAAACGACUCGUAUGAGAAAGGGACAGACCUGAUGGUGGUGAAUGUGUACAUGAAGGGCAUCUGCAGGGACACGUCCAGGGUCCUCUUCAGGGAACAGGACUUCACGCUCAUUUUUCAAACCAGUGACCCUAAUUUCCUGCGCCUUCAUUCUGACUGUGGCCCAAACACUGUCUUCAAGUGGCAAGUCAAACUCAGGAACCUGAUCCAGCCCGAGCAGUCGAGCUAUGCCUUCACCCCGUCCCGCAUCGACAUCAUGCUGAAGAAGAGACACAGCCAGCGCUGGGGGGGCCUGGAGGCCCCCGCCACACAAGGUGCAGUGGGGGGCGCCAAGGUCGCUGUGCCCUCCGGCCCGUCCUCGCUCGAUAAGAGCCAGCCAGGGAGCAGCCAACACGCUCUGCCCGCUAAGGAGGAGCCACGGGUGGGAGAGGAGAAGCCCAAGCCCCCUCGGACUCCGGAGGACGCGGGUCUGGACACCGUUGGCCCACGCUCAGAACACGUCCCCAUCAAACAAGAGUCCAAUGUCACUACGCCUAAGCCCACCUGUAUGGUGCAGCCCAUGACUCACGCUCCCCCCUCGGCCAGCGAGCGCUCUGAGGAAGAGGAGGAGAAGAAGGUGUGUCUGCCAGGCUUCACGGGCUUGGUCAACCUGGGCAACACCUGCUUCAUGAACAGCGUCAUCCAGUCCCUCUCCAACACGCGAGAGCUCCGAGACUACUUCCACGAUCGGGCGUUUGAGAUGGAGAUCAACUGCAGCAACCCGCUGGGCACUGGGGGGCGGCUGGCCAUUGGCUUCGCUGUGCUGCUGCGGGCACUGUGGAAGGGCACUCACCACGCCUUCCAGCCCUCUAAACUCAAGGCCAUAGUGGCUAGUAAGGCGAGUCAGUUCACAGGCUAUGCACAGCACGAUGCUCAGGAGUUCAUGGCCUUCUUGCUGGACGGCCUUCACGAGGAUCUGAACCGCAUCCAGAACAAGCCCUACACGGAGACCGUGGACUCUGAUGGACGUCUGGACGAGGUGGUGGCUGAGGAGGCUUGGCAGAGGCAUAAGAUGCGAAACGACUCGUUCAUUGUGGACCUGUUUCAGGGCCAGUACAAGUCCAAACUGGUCUGCCCCAUGUGCUCUAAGGUGUCCAUCACCUUUGACCCCUUCCUCUACCUGCCAGUGCCCUUGCCUCAGAAACAGAAGGUGCUGACCGUGUUCUUUUUCGCAAAAGAGCCACACAAGAAGCCCAUCAAGUUUCUUGUUAGUGUCAGUAAGGAGAACUCCAGCACAGCAGAGGUCCUGGAGUCUGUCUCCCGGAGUGUCAGGAUUAAACCAGAAAACCUGAGGUUGACAGAGGUGGUGAAGAGUCGUUUCCAGCGGAUUUUCCUGCCUUCCCACUCUCUGGACGCAGUGUCCUCCUCUGACAUGCUCUUCUGCUUUGAGGUUCUGUCCAAAGAGCUGGCCAAGGAGAGGGUAGUGCUGCUGAGUGUCCACCAGAAGCCGCAGGUGCCCAGCAUCCCCAUAGCCAAGUGUGCAGCGUGCCAGAAGCCUCCACUCCCUGAGGAGGACAAGCUGAAGCGGUGCACGCGCUGCUACCGGGUGGGCUACUGCAACCAGGCAUGCCAGAAGAAUCACUGGCCCACUCACAAAAACCAGUGUCGGCCCAACUUUGAGAACGUGGGUCUGCCUUUCCUGGUCAGCGUGCCCGAGUCCCGGCUCACGUACGCACGGCUCGCCCAGCUGCUGGAGGGGUACUCAAGGUACUCUGUGAAUGUGUUCCAGCCGCCCUUCCAGUCGGGACGGACCUCUCCAGAGGUCAGCCAGUGUCGCGGAGACCUGGCCCCCAUGCCGGACGGUGCCCCCGAGGACUCGGCUCCAGGCGAGCACCCGGCUCUGGCCAGCGGAGCCGGGGACGCUGCCGACCUGGACAGCCUCAACGGCAACAGCCCAGCGGACGUGGCGCAGGCGGCUGCCCGUGCGGCGGAGCCGGACUCAAUCUCCACACGCACCACGGACUCCGGCUUCUCUGAGCUCACCUCCGGCACCCAUGAUCCCCCAGAAGAGAAGGAGACCUCCUGUGAGAAGACCUUGAAGCCAGAAGCGGUGGUGGCAGGGUUCCAGCAGGCCUCGGAGAGCGGCUCCGGCCACGCCCCCCAGUUCUACAUCUCCCUCCUGGACGCCAACAACAAGGAGCAGCGACUGGAGGACAGAGCAGAGGGGCCUCUGGAGAUCUCUGAGGACUGCACGGUGGAGCUGGUGUGGAAGAACAACGAGCGGCUGAAGGAGUACGUGCUGGUGCGCUCUAAAGAGCUGGAGUUCGACGAGGACCCCGGCUCCGCUAGCGAGACGUCCCGCGCUGGACACUUCACCCUGGAGCAGUGCCUCAACCUCUUCACCAAGCCAGAGGUGCUGGCGCCGGAGGAGGCCUGGUACUGCCCUAAGUGCCAGCAGCACCGGGAGGCGUCUAAGCAACUGCUGCUAUGGCGACUGCCCAAUGUGCUCAUCAUCCAGCUGAAGCGCUUCUCCUUCCGCAGCUUCAUCUGGAGGGACAAGAUCAACGACAUGGUGGACUUUCCCGUCAGGAACUUGGAUCUCAGCAAGUUCUGUAUUGGCCAGAAGGAUGACAUGCAACCUCCCAUCUACGACCUGUAUGGGGUAAUAAACCACUAUGGUGGCAUGAUAGGUGGCCACUACACUGCCUAUGCCCGGCUGCCCAACGACAAGAACAGCCAGCGCAGCGAUGUCGGUUGGCGUCUGUUUGACGACAGCACCGUAACAACGGUCGAGGAGAGUCAGGUGGUGACACGCUACGCCUACGUGCUCUUCUACCGACGCCGCAACUCCCCCGUGGAGCGGCCCCCACGCUUCCUCGGGCCCCUGGGGGCCGAAGCAGCCACGGGCACCGGAGCCGCCACCAGCCAGGCCUCUCUGAUCUGGCAGGAGCUGGAAGAAGAGGCGGAGAGACAGGAAGUGAGGCACCAGGGUCUGUUCGUCCGGUCACGGCUCCAGCGACGAUGCACGGCGCGCGGACAGGACGCAGAGGACGAGGACUAUGGCGAAGAUGGCAGGCUAAGAGGACCACAGGCCCUGCGACGACGACAACAGCAGCAGCAGCAGCAGCAGCGUCACCGGCGGCGCCGUGGCAGCAACAUCUCGGAUUACUCUGAUGACGACUAUGUCAAAUAUUUUGUCCUGGGCACGAUGGCUGCCCUGCUAGCACUGGCCCUCAACCUCUUCUACCCCCUAGUCUACCGCCGUUAGCUAGCCACUCCUAGCCUCCCAAAGUACACACUUGAAUCAAUACCCCUGUAUGUAUGUAUGUAUGUAUGUAUGUAUGUAUGUAUCAAUACCCCUGUAUGUAUGUAUUUAUGGAGCUCCGUAUGUAAGCAUAUAUUAAUUUAUUACUAUCUAUUUGAAGUCACGCACAUGAUCGAAAGCACACGUUAUAAAAAGGCAAUCAGUGGCAAUCAAAAGUGUAAAAUUGGGGGUAAGAAAAAAUGUGAAAGAAAUUGCACUUUGAAAACACUGCAGAUUCGCACACUAUCAGAGGUAGAUUAUUCAGGUGACAGAACUGGGCAACCACCUCCAUCUUCCAUGCUGCUAUAUGGUAUAGUUCCAUCCUGUAGAUCUCUGGGAAACGUUGUGACUUUGGGCUCCUGGACUCAUCAUUAUCAAUAAAUGAAUUAACACUUCUGGUUUAAGCCUCUAUUUUGGCUUCCCCAGCUAAUGCACUCUGGCUUUAAAACAGAUGCAGGGCUUUGGUCCCCCCUACAUGCAAAGUGGGGACGUUUGUGAUUUGUAGGGACAUUCAGGACACAGUUUUGCACUACACGCUACCUUAUGGGAUCUGAUAGUGUUGUUUAUAUGUGUAUGCUUCAGUGUUUUGAGUAUGCGAGAGCUGCAGCAGGAUGCAGUAUGCGUAAUCCUGUAGGUUUUAGGAAAAACAUUCAGAUGCCGAAUACUUGACAUGCACUUGACCUAAAAGUGUUACUUGAUUGUGACCCAUGUUUAGGCAUGGUUGACAACAUGAAUGUCAUUGGUGCGUUGGUUUUAGCUUUUGUGGUUUUAAUGCGAGUUAGUGGUCAAUCAGCAGUGACCGAGGAAUGCAUGGAGUCAUGCACUAGGACUGAUGCCAUUUACAAAUGAUUACAUUUAAAAAUGAUUAUAGUACAUUUAUAAUUCAGUAAUUCACCAGUCGUCUUAAUUCUUUUAAAAUACAGUGGGUGUCCUCUGGUGACACUAUCAAAAAGUCAAUUGUCAGUUGUUGCAAGUUGUUUUUAACCAAUAUAUGCCAUUCCUGUGUUAUAAGAGGCUUGAUUGUAAAGUGAAAUUGUAUUUGUAGUAGCACAUUAGACAGUAGGAAAUCUGCCCGCCAGCAACAUGGUUUCCAUAGAAUAAAAAAUACAGGUUACACCAUGAUGGUGCUCACUCACACACUCUCCUCUCUCUCUCUCUCUCGCUCUCUUUCGCUCUCUCAGACUCACACACACACACACCUCCUGAGCUUCCAAAUGGUUUGGAAACACAAAUGGCAGAUCAAUUAUUUGUUUCCCUCUUAAUUUAGACACCUACCGGUCUGUGGUAAUUGCACAUUUUGUGCUGGUUUCUUACUUUCUGCCUUUUUAAGUAUCAACAUCACCUGCCUUGUUUUUGCAGUGUUGCAUGUCUUUUUUUUUUUUUGCCGAUUCGAAUUAUCUAUUUGUUGAUUCAUUGUAAUAUCUAAGUCUUUGUUAUUGUUUGUGUGUGUGUGUUCAUUUGUUUGAGAUCUAAAGCUAAGUUUAAAAAGCCAAAUCUAUGUCUAGGUGAAGUGUAUUCUAUGCAUGUCUCACUCCUAACAUCUUAGACCUUAGAUUUCUCCCAUUACUUGAGUGAAGUAAUGUGGCUUUGGGUUUUCUGGAGGUCAGAAGCAUAACUGUGUAUGUGUUGGACUGUAGAAGUACUAAUGUGUCCAGGCCUGUGGGAGUAGCCGAUGACUCAGGGACAUUAGUGUUAUGUCUUGGAGCCCCCUCUCUCUGUCCCUUGAUUUUAAGCCAUGUCACAGACCUGGAAAAAGCCUCUGUGGACAUUUUUUCCCCCCUUGGUUUUCAAAUACCCCCUUCUUCCUUUUAUGGCUCAGUGCAAUGAAAAACGAUAAACCAUCCAUCCACUAUGCCAACACGAGGAUCUACCUAAAGUCGUCUGAAAGUUGUCAUAAAUACUAGGACUAAAUGCUGGAAUGUGUAACUGAAGUAUGCAACUAGAGCUGCUAGAAUGAUCCGUCUUUUGUCGUAAUGUAUGUGAAGAUAUUUUUGUAUAUUAGAUAAUUUACAGGAAUUGCAUUUGAAGAAUGAUGGCCCCUUGUAGUUGUCUUUCAUCUAGUUUAAACCGGAGCAGAAAAGGUUACAUUGUCCUUAUUGAGUAGAGCUUGCAGUCUAGCGGUUCACAACCUUGCCUGAAUGCUGUAUUGAAAUGACUAAUGAUAUUUUAACUGAGGUGUAAUGAUGAUGUAAUAAUAUUUUAAAUGCACAAUGCUGUAUAGGCUAAAAUUGCCACUGUUAUUUAAGACCCAAGAGAAGACAGCUGUUAAAAUAUCCCAGCAAUAACCUGUAAUGGUACUCUGAAAAAUCUGAUGCUGCUCUGUACAAUUUACUUGUACUGGCUUUUUAAAUAAAAUGUCAAUCUUA
Messenger RNA from Alosa sapidissima (American shad), 7695 nucleotides. RefSeq names its product ubiquitin specific peptidase 19 (gene usp19). The record is from RefSeq and is a predicted model, not a curated record. The transcript is spliced from 26 exons. Gene Ontology annotation, biological process: protein deubiquitination. NCBI's taxonomy places the organism in Eukaryota, Metazoa, Chordata, Actinopteri, Clupeiformes, Clupeidae. Bases 545 to 5293 code for a protein of 1582 amino acids. Gene Ontology annotation, molecular function: cysteine-type deubiquitinase activity.